AUGGAAUGUGCUGUGGCAUAUGGGUCAAAUGGUUGUUUGAGCAUUUCAAUCCCCUCAGGAAAUGUACAAUUGACAAUUAAGGGGGGUAGAAAGUGUUAUGCCAAUGGGUUCGUCCAAAUAAAUGGUGCCUAUUACGCAUCUUGCAGCGAAAAGGCUGUUUUAGAUAUAGUUAGUAAUGGAGAAAUUCGUACUAUUGCACUUCCAGAGUUGUGUCCAGUAUUAAAAUCCAUCCCGAAUUCGACUCUGGUGGCUGGAUCUGAUAGCGGAAAAAUUUAUUUUUGGAAUACAAUAGAUGGCAGCCUAAUUGGAACAUUUAAACCGCAUUCAAAACCCAUAACUUGCAUAGAUUUUGACCAAUCAUUCAAUACAGUUUUGACGGGAUCAAUGGAUUCGUCAUUGAAGCUAUUUUGUCAACCCUUAGUAGAUUGUAAAGAAGUUGCAAUAUUUUACGGGCAUUUGGCGCCAAUUAUUAGUUGCGCUAAUUUAAUAAAGUACAAAUAUCAAUUUGAUAUCGCAUCAAUUUCAGAAGAUUCCACGCUGAAACUAUGGAAAUUGCAGAGAAAUAUCAACAGGCAAGAAGCUGUAUGCAUAUAUACGAUCAAUUUAAAUUCAAAACCCCAUAGCAUGUUGAAGGGAUUGAACAAUCAUUUGUAUGUAUCACUCCAAAAUUCUACUUUGUUGAAACUAGAAUUGCAAAUUGAUGUUAAUGGUGAAAAUAUUAGUAAUAUGCCAGAAAAAUAUUACAAUUUUACACAAUGUAUGCAAAUUUGCGAAUCCUGUGAGGGAUAUCAUUUAGUUUCCAUUGGUGUUGAUGGCAUUAGAAUUUGGGAUACACAUAGCAUAACUUGCCUAUCCCAUUUUCACUUGGGCAGCGAUUGCAAUUCCAUAUUAAUGGCUAGACAAAUGAAUGCUUUAGUAACUAAAUGUCCUCUCAAGAGAGUGGAAACACAUGAAAGUCAUUUGACGCUACUGCAAAUGGAUAAGGAAUCAACUAAAAAAGCUGCAAUUAAGGCGCAAAAUGCACUGAAAAAGUUACUACCACUACACUCAUCACUGCAAAAUUUAGAUCUGAGUACCCACUUAAACCUAUAUAAGGACUCUGAACAAUUGUACAAGCUGAUUAAAUCGCAAGUAAUCGAAACCUCGAAACAAAUGGAAUCCCUCGAUGCAUUUAACGACAUAUACAAUGAUAUUAAAUAA
Messenger RNA from Babesia microti strain RI, 1200 nucleotides. RefSeq names its product WD-repeat protein, putative. Bases 1 to 1200 code for a protein of 399 amino acids. Gene Ontology annotation, biological process: DNA-templated DNA replication; rRNA processing. The transcript has 7 exons. Gene Ontology annotation, molecular function: protein binding. NCBI's taxonomy places the organism in Eukaryota, Apicomplexa, Aconoidasida, Piroplasmida, Babesiidae. The record is from RefSeq and is a predicted model, not a curated record. Gene Ontology annotation, cellular component: nuclear pre-replicative complex.